Messenger RNA from Chelonoidis abingdonii (Abingdon island giant tortoise), 1839 nucleotides. The record is from RefSeq and is a predicted model, not a curated record. Lineage: Eukaryota; Metazoa; Chordata; Testudines; Testudinidae.
UCAUUUUCUCAGUCUCAACUGCCAGCUCAAGAGAGCAAUCAUCUGGGAUCCAGCAAAGUCUUCCGUCAGAAAUUCAAUAGCAGUGUUAGUUCACUCCCUCAUCUGGAAGGCCAAACGAAGAACAAUUUCACUGCAAAUGCCACCAGACCUCAUCCACAAGACAGCAGCCUUCCUCACAUAAAAAAGAACCUGUCAAAUGUGAACCUAUUGCUUCAGGAAAACAGAUCUCGAGGCCAGCUACAUGUUUCCCGAUUUAACCUUGCAGAAAACCUGCCUGAAGGUGCUACUAGAGUCCAGCCCAACAGGCCUGAAAUAGAAGGAACCAACACCAGUCUCAAGUUGCCUCUGACAGCUCCAGAAGCCUUGAAAUAUUUUAGAAACCAGUUAACAGUUUAUGAGCAAGAAGAAAUUCUCAACUAUGCAGAGCUGUGGUUUCUUGGGCUGGAAGCUAAAAAGAUUGAAGGGUUACCUGAAACACAGAAUAAUAAUUGUUAUGAUGAUGAACAUGGCACUUACAUAAAGGUCCUACAUGACCAUAUCGCAUACCGCUACGAAGUGCUAGAGGUCAUUGGGAAAGGGUCAUUUGGACAAGUAGCAAAAUGUUUGGAUCAUAAAACCAAUGAACUAGUGGCAGUGAAAAUAAUAAGGAACAAGAAAAGAAUAAAUUUGUAUCAGCUGAUCAAAAAGAACAACUUCCAAGGUUUUAGUUUGUCUUUGAUUCGACGAUUCACUCAGUGUGUGCUGAGAUGUUUACAAAUGCUCUACCGGGAAAAAAUUAUCCACUGUGACUUGAAACCUGAGAAUAUAUUGCUAUACCACAAAGGUCAAAAUUCAGUUAAAGUUAUUGACUUUGGAUCAAGCUGCUAUGAACACCAAAGAGUGUAUACGUAUGUUCAGAGCCGAUUUUAUCGCUCCCCCGAAGUGAUUCUUGGUCACCCGUAUGCUACUCCUAUUGAUAUGUGGAGCCUGGGAUGCAUCAUGGCUGAACUUUACACAGGCUAUCCCCUUUUUCCAGGAGAGAAUGAAGUAGAGCAACUUGCCUGCAUCAUGGAGAUAUUGGGUCUUCCGCCAGCUGAUUUUAUUCAGACUGCAUCAAGAAGACGAACAUUCUUUGAUUCCAGAGGUUUUCCUAGAACUAUAACAAACAGCAGGGGGAAAAAAAGACACCCGGACUCCAAGGAUCUAAGUACGGUAUUAAAAACCCAUGAUGCUGCUUUCCUGGAUUUUCUGAGAGGCUGCCUAAUGUGGGAACCUGCCCUUCGCAUGACUCCAGAUGAAGCAAUGCAGCAUGUAUGGAUCCAGGAACCAAGAAUACAUAAAUCAAAACAAAAUCCCGACUCUGCAAGUGAAAGCUCCUUCUUCAUACUAGAGAAGAAGCAGAAUGUACAUAAACACACACUGCCUGGACAAGGAGAAGAAAACACCUGUCAAGAUAUGGUUGAUAAAGCAAAAUGUGAAAUGACUGAAAAUCCUACUGCUGCAAGUGAAAGACUAACUCUCAAUGCAUCUUCCUCAGACACAAUGGAAAAUAAAGUGCAGAACACAACCAAACAGGUUAUUCCAGAGGAAGGUCUGGAAAACCCAGUGGAAAAAGCUAUCAAAAGAGACAAAGCAGGACGCAGCAGUGAAACAGCUCUUCACAAAAAUUCAAUGUUCUUACCACCAAUUAAGUAACAUUCUGCACAGGCAGCUACUGGUCUGGUUUCUAUACCUGCCUAGUGUGUUUUGUAGAUAACCAUUUAACUGUACAAUAUUCAAGAACAUCAUUUUAAAUUAUAACUCUCCACACAUGGGCUGUGCACAUUUGUAGACAUUUUUAACCUAGAUUAGUUCAGGUAA